This is a messenger RNA of Portunus trituberculatus (swimming crab), 3389 nucleotides long. RefSeq lists its product as uncharacterized. The transcript has 8 exons. Bases 148 to 2409 code for a protein of 753 amino acids. Gene Ontology annotation, molecular function: hydrolase activity, acting on ester bonds. NCBI's taxonomy places the organism in Eukaryota, Metazoa, Arthropoda, Malacostraca, Decapoda, Portunidae. The record is from RefSeq and is a predicted model, not a curated record.
GUCAUUUGUUGAGAGCGGCGCAGCGGCGCUAGAGAAGCCAUUUAUCGGGGCGGCCUCGUCGGUAUCGUCCCUCCGCCAGGUAGCAACUGAACCAACACGUGUUCGCUCCUCCCACCACCGCUAGUUGAGGUUGAGUGAUUUCGGGUUAUGGCUCAUAAUACAGAAAGGAUGGAGACAAAUGCACUUGAUUCGGAUCCUUUAACUUUUGAAGAGGAAUUUGAACCUUGCAUUCACUCUCAAGAUGAGGGCACUGAGGGGGCUGAAGCUGCAGUCACCAAAAAGUCAGGCAGAAAGGCUCGUAAGUCUGUGGAGCAUUUCACAGUUCAGGAAUUCUCUGAGAAGUAUCCUGGUUGCUUUUCAAUGGAAUACCAAGUGGAUGUCUUUAAAGAAGUUGAGCAUUCUACAUGUACCAACAAAUACUCACCAACAAACAUGUCUGCAAAGAAAGUGUUACAGCCAUCUCCUGUUUCCAACUUCUGGGCGAAGUAUAAUAAGGAUUUUACAAGAGAAAAUGGUAAUCUAUUUCAGCACAUUGACCUCUCUUAUGAUUCUCAAAAGUCCUUGAAAAAGGAAAAGAAUUCCUCACAAUUUUACAGCCCUCAAAUUCCACUUGAGGGAUGUGAAGAGCAUCCUGGGUCUGAAAUUGAAGCAUCUUUGAGCAAAAGUGCUUCACGUGCUUCUACUAAAAGAAAUGGGGCUUUUGGUCUUCGGCACAAAUAUUCACACAGUAACACUAAUGAAUGGACUGUGAGUGAGACUGAACGGAAGGAAAAUGUUUUUUUGACUGUCAGUGAAAGAAAUUUGUCUGGGAGUUUUAAGAUGAGCACUGUCAACUCGGAAGCAGGUCGUGUCACAGAAAGUAACCCGACAGACACACUCAGUGUGUGUCACAAACUAUGCAACAAAGUUUUCAAGAAAAAGGUGUCUCCUAAAAGGCUUUUUGAAAAUUAUCAACAAAACAGAAAAGACAAAUUCUUAAAAAUUACUGGAGAGAACAUUCAGUAUAUUUCCCACACUUCUCCAUCAUGUGAUGGAAGAACAGGAGCUCCAGGGCAAGACUUACCAAAGGACACUUUGUCUCAGAAUUGUGAGCAGACACGGCGAAGGUCUGCCCCAUCAUUCUUGGAUUCUGUGAAGUGCAAUCUGUCUGCCACAUUGUAUCCUUCCUCAUUAGCAGCAAGUGUAGAUGCGGUGGACACAAGUCUGCCAUAUAAAUCAACUGACUGUAACUGGCAGGUCACCUGGAAUACUAAGUUUCAGUGUGGAAGCAAGCCUAAUUCUGAAUGGCAAAUAACAGACAUUUCAAAGCUUGAAGUCUUGAAGGAAAAAACACAACCGUCACGUUUUGGAACACUUGGGAAACCAGCUGAAGCAAGGAGUUGGAGGAAAGGCCCAAGAAGAUCGCUGGACUGGCCGCCUGUCAGGGACACUUCUUGUGAGGCCUCUAAGGAGCCUUCCAAAUACUUAGAUGUCACUACCCUUAACUGGAGGACAGCACCAAGAAAGUCAUCGAGUGGGUCAUUCAGCAGAUUCUUUCAAGACAAAGUUAAGGCAGAUUUUGAUGACAAAGAGCUGGUAGUGAAGUCCUUUGCCCCAGGCUUUGUUGACACCCACUGCCACAUAGACUUCCUCUUUGAGCGCAUCAGACACAGUGGGUCGUAUUCCAAGUUCAGGAAUGACACCAAGGACCCAUUUCCGCUCUCCUAUGAGGGAUGUGUGACCAUCUUCUGCAAACCAUGGACAUUCUCAAAGAUUAGCUGGUGGGAGGCCAUCAUUGAGGAGGUAGGUGUUUGGGCAGCCUUUGGUUGCCAUCCUCACUUUGCUGAUCACUUUGGUGAUGAGGAAGAGGCUUACCUCCAAGUAGCUCUGAUGAAUUCCAAUACUUUGGCUCUGGGAGAGAUUGGUUUGGACUAUCACAAGAAAAACCAAGAUAGAUUCACAACACAGAAAGAUGUGUUCCGCAGACAGCUGAGAGUUGCUGUAAGUGUGAAUAAGCCAGUUGUCAUUCACUGCCGCGAUGCCCAGAGGGACUGUAUAGACAUCAUGAAGGAGAUACUGCCUCUGAACUACCCAAUUCACUUACAUUGUUUUUGUGGGACAUGGAGAGAGGCUGAGGAGUGGCUGGAGACAUUCAGUGGACUGUUUCUGGGCAUCACAAAUCUGGUAAACAAUACCAAUGACUUGCGUUGCCAUGAGCUGCAGAUGGCAGUCAAGAAAAUACCACUACAAAGACUUCUUCUGGAAACUGAUGCCCCUUAUUUUCGUCCUGCCUUUCUCCAGGCUGGACAGCACUCUCACCCAGGCAUGGCCCUUUAUGUGGCUGCUAAAGUUGCCCACCUGAAGGGCGAGGAGGUGGAGGUUGUGCUGGCCAAGACUCGCAACAACACCAAGCUCAUGUAUGGGAUUUAGUUCCUGGUGCAUGCUGUAGUGCAUGCUGUAGUAGGGGAAAUAUAGUGGGAUUUUGAGGUUAUUAUACACUUAUAAAAGGGUUGUGUUGCACUUGUGUACUAAGUGUAUAGUUAUAUUUCUAGUGGUAGGCAAUUGUGACCACCAUUCUCAAAAUACUGCAAUUGCAUUGUGAUUGUGAAUCAUUAAGAAUAUAACUGAUAGAUCCUUUAUACAUACCCAUGUCUAGUUUUCAUCAUAAUGCUUUCCCUGUGUGGCCUCACCAGUUUUUUGUUGCAUAUUAUAAGUUUUGAUACAUCUAUAUACCCAGCCAGCAAUUUUACACAGGAAUGACAGUCACUUGUGCACAUCCUUUCCACUCUUAACCCUGUCAGCCCAUGUUGGAAAGUGAUAGUCUUGUGGAUCACUCUCCUUUACCUCAGGAGUAUUGGCAUAAAUAUCAUUGACAAUGUAAGUGACUAAACAUUUUCUAAAUUUUAGACGAAAGAAGUGAAACAUGUAAAUGUGGAUAAAUGUGAAGCAGCAUUACUGAGGUGCUUGUACAGAAUGAUGGGAACACUUAUACCAUUGCAGUAUGUGGUCACCAUAGAUGAUUAUGGUUAUUGUUAAACAAGACCUCACAGCAUUUUCACAUAUUUGUGUUAUUCUUUUUAUUCAGACAUGGCUUCAAGGAAACAAGAUUGUAGUGACUAUCAUGGCAACAUUUUGGUCUUCCCAGAUUGCCAGCCAUACUUUCUAUUUUUUGUAAUCUUUUAUAGUUGUGCAAUAUAUGAAUUUCUCCCAAUAAUUUUUACUUCAGACUUGGAAAAGUUAAAGAAAUUGUAUUCAUUAUUGCAUGCCAACAGUUUCUAUAUUUAUAGCAAUAACACAACUCUUGACAUUGGCUGUGUGGAGUGAGCCUGAUGUGCACUGUGUAGCUCUAAGAUAAUUGCUUUGUUUUGUGGCCUUUUUAUUUUGAUAAAGAAUAAAUUUGUAUAAGGUUC